CAUUGACACCAGCUGCAAUUUUGUGUAUAUCAUCUCCGAUGGCCGCAAGCUUCAGAUCUAAAAACGUCGAGUUCAUGAACAGAUCGAUGGAAUAGUUGUACCUUCCGCCAAAGAGAAAUUAAGUAAUCGUCCUCGGAUUUGCAAUAUUGCAAUAACAGCAAAAACUGAAACUCGUUCGAUAUAAAAUAGACGCGAUUGGUAUUCGAUCGUUAGUCACAUCAGACAAAAUGUUUGGUGCACUUGCAGCGUGUUUGGCUGUAUUGAUCGUCACUUCCACUGCAAGAAGAGCAAUUUAUGUUCGUGAAGCUGAAGUGCAAGACCAAAAUUCGGCAUCUACAGCAUACGCUUAUAAUUCAAAUUCGGGACCAGUGAGUUAUGCAUACUUUUCCAAAGGAUUUGGCGGAGAAAAUGUCAAUUUCCCUCAGUACUACGAGCCAUAUUAUCAAUUGUACGAACACCUAGGGUACAAUGUGCCUAAGCGCUAUGGUUACGGAGGCCUAGACGGAUACGUUUUACAUAAUGGCGAAGAUUACGGCGGAUCGCAUUUUCUACAACGUGGACAUGCUGGGCAAAAGGAAAACAACGCCCAAGAAAGCUACAACAAAGGAUCGCAAGGCAAACACGAUAAUGAAAACCAUAAGGGAUAUUACAACAACGAACGGGGUGACAAAAGUGGACAUCACGAAAGUGCGGAAAAGUUCAGUAACCAGAAUGAAGGCGGCAAGAGCUCUAAUGGGGGCAGUUAUAGUGUAUCUGGCGGUCACAGGAAGGGAUCUAAAACAACAGGUUAUCAUAAAGUUUAUAAAAAGAAUGAAUAUAAAAAGGACAACACUUUUUACGAUGAAUCAGACAAACGAGGUCAUUUUAAUAAAUAUGCAAACGCCGAUUCAUACCGCAAGGGAGAAAGUGGGGCACUUGAAAAGGGUGGACAUUAUGAUGCUGGCUUUCACGAAUCCAAGCAGGGUGAAAAUGGAGAUCAUGAUAAAGGCCAUUAUGAUGUUGUCGAUAGCAAGUUUAGCGAUCAACAGGGAAAAGAGGGAUAUCGAGAAAAUUAUUCCGGGUACGCCAAGGAUCGCAAAGAAAAUGAUGAAAACCUUUACGGGUAUAAGGAAGCUUAAUUUAACUGUCGAAUAAAUGAUAAAUCUAGUCGUACGUAAGUGUAUAGUUUACAUGGGAUAAUCCUUCAUAAGUUACUAAAGGCAAGAGUGUCACGCUAAGAAGAAAACUUCAGGAUGAAAUGAUGAAGCGGAAGCAUUUUCCUUUUAACCUUGAACGGAAAAUUACACCGUUGAAUAUUCAUAGAAGUUAAAAGUAGCGCCAUGCAUAUAAUUACUGUUUUAAUUAAAAGCCUGAUUAAGCUCCCUUUACAUGACUUGGUUUCUCCCCAAAUCUACUUAACAAAUGAUUCUUAACCGCCAGUUUACAUUUUGUCCAUGUAAAAGGCAAUCCUGAAAGGAACUUGUUUUUACAAGGAGUAGGUACUUCCGGAUGUAAAUAUUUGCAGGUAAAUGCAAAGUAAACACGUAGAUUAAACUCUUGAGUCUGUUGAAUUUGUAAUAAUGUUUGUCCAGCAAUGUAAAGUAAAUUUGUUAAUUAUGUAUAUUAUGUACU
This is a messenger RNA of Photinus pyralis (common eastern firefly), 1611 nucleotides long. RefSeq lists its product as uncharacterized. The record is from RefSeq and is a predicted model, not a curated record. The transcript has 2 exons. Lineage: Eukaryota; Metazoa; Arthropoda; Insecta; Coleoptera; Lampyridae. Bases 228 to 1118 code for a protein of 296 amino acids.